This is a messenger RNA of Seminavis robusta, 4850 nucleotides long. Lineage: Eukaryota; Bacillariophyta; Bacillariophyceae; Naviculales; Naviculaceae. The record is from the annotation of a GenBank genome assembly.
GCUUAUUAGACUAGCUACCGUAUUCGCACAAUAAGAUUGCAGCCUGGAUCUUUCGCAUAUCUUUGGGUCUGUCCUUCGUUCAGAGACACUUGCCACCAAGAACCGCAGGUUUGGCAAUGCCAAGGCGAACCGUGCGCUGACAACUCCAAUAGACCCACCAAUUGAGAUACCCCUCACAAACCAGCUUUCAGCUACGGAAGGAAGAGCUUUCCUUGAUAAUACAACUUUUAACGUUAAUACACUACUACUUGAUUGACGAACUGAUUGAAGAUGUCCUUGGCAGGCGCUGGCAAAUUGGGUAGCCCCACCAGUACGUUUGACCCUUCGGGUCGUCGUCAUCCCUGGCAUCCUCCCGCCAUUGAUACCUCUAGCGAAAUUGCCCAAGGCCAGUUGUUGAUGAACAAUACCUUGACGGGUACCAAGCAGCCCUUUAUCCCUCUGAAUGGACGGACCGUGCGAUGGUAUACCUGUGGCCCUACCGUUUACGAUAGUAGUCAUGUCGGUCAUGCCCGAACCUACCUGUCAUUGGAUAUUAUGCGUCGCAUCAUGACGGACUACUUUCACUACAAUGUCCUCUAUCAAGUCAAUGUCACGGAUAUCGAUGAUAAAAUUAUCGUUCGAGCCAGACAGAAUUUACUGCUCGAAAAUUUGACCAACGACGUGACAUCCAACAAACUGUCAUUGGACGACUUGAAGAGUCUCAUCCAAACGGCCGUCCAAGAAGCCCAAGACAAGGCGGCCAGCAAAAAAGUCCAAAUCGAAGCAGCUCUCAAAGAAGCCACGGAAAAAUCAGAUUCUAGAGCUCGUGUCGAACAAGAAGAAUUGCUCAAGCAGCACCAAGUCAAACAAAAAAAUUUGGCUGCCGAUGUCACCAAAAUCCAGGCAGCUGACAAUGCCGACGCCAAGACUAUGAUUCAAGCUGCCAAGUCCGUGCUGGCCGACAAACUCGAUAGAGAAAAGGGUCACGAGGUCACCGAUCAUUCUGUCUUUCUUAAACACGCGCGCUACUACGAGAGAGAAUUCAUGGAAGACAUGAAAGCGCUCGGCAUUAGAGAACCCGAUGUCCUCACCCGCGUCACAGAGUACAUUCCUCAAAUCAAAGACUUUAUUGCCAAAAUCGUCGAUCGAAACAUGGCAUACGAAUCCAAUGGAUCCGUCUACUUGUCACUCGAUGCAUUUACCGCGUCGGGACACAAUUAUCGCAAACUCAGUCCGGCCGUGGCCGGAACCGAAACAUCGGCGGCGGAAUUGGCCGAAUCGGAAGGUGCCCUGGCCAGUGGCGGGGACAGUGAAAAACGCAACACGAACGACUUUGCGCUCUGGAAAUCCUCCAAACCGGGAGAACCCGCAUGGGAAUCGCCCUGGGGACCCGGUCGACCCGGAUGGCACAUUGAGUGCAGUGUCGUGGCCAGUGAUAUUCUCGGUGAAAACCUGGACAUUCAUUCCGGUGGAGAAGAUUUGAAAUUCCCGCACCACGAUAAUGAACUGGCGCAGUCCGAAGCCUGCCUCGGAAAGUGCAUUGGGACGGGUGAUGAUCAAGAAUGCCAUCAAUGGGUCAAUUACUUUACCCACACGGGUCAUUUGAGCAUUGCAGGAUUGAAAAUGUCCAAAUCGUUGAAAAAUUUCAUCACCAUUCGACAAGCGCUGGGGGAGAAUACACCACGGCAGCUGCGAAUCCUCUUCUUGAUGCAAGGAUGGGAUCAACCCAUGAAUUACUCCGAUCAGACAGUCGAUGAUGCGCGCAGCAAAGAAAACACAUUCAAGGCAUUCUUUCGUGAAGUGGAGGCAUUGAGUCGCAACGAUUAUCUCGACGACGAAAUCGGAUGGCGCAUGCUAGACCAGGAUAGAAAACUGGCCGAUGCACUCUUGGACACACAACAAAAGGUACACGAAUCGUUGUUGGAUAAUUUCAACACCAAGGAUGCCAUGCUCGCAUUAAUGUCCGUCAUCAGUCAAGCCAAUGUCUACUUGCGCAUCCCGGACGUCAAACCGGCCGUCUUGACGCUCAAGUCCAUCGCGGUCUAUGUCACACAAAUUCUAAAGGUGUUUGGUGUGGUCACGGGCAACGAUGACUUUGGAUUUGAAACGAGCGGGGCAGGAGAAGGCGACGAUGGAGCUGCGGCCAAUGCCGUGAUUGACGUUCUGGUGUCCUUUCGAGAGCAGGUGCGAAACGAAGCAUUGGCGGCAGUCAAGGCCAGCAAGGAUGAUCCGGCCGCUGCCGCGAGGGCGAUUCAGAGCAUUCUGCAAAACUGCGAUUUAUUGCGAGAUGAAGUAAUGCCGACAGUGGGGGUCCGAGUGGAAGAUCGAGCAGAUGGCUCACGUUGGAACCGAGAAGACCCCGCCACCAUGAUGAAGGAAAUCCAGGAAAAGAAAGCCAAAGAGGCCGCAGUCAAAAAAGACAAGAUGGAAAAGAAGCUCGUCGCGAAAGACAAGGAAUUGAAAAAGCUGCAAGAGUCCAUGGUUGCCCCUGACCAGCUGUUCCGAAAGACGGAGGAAUACAAGGAAUGGGAUGAUAGGGGUGUGCCAACAGUCAACGCCGAUGGCAGCGAAGUCAGCAAAGGACAAACCAAAAAAUUGACCAAGGCCAUUGACAAGCAAAAGAAACUCUAUGACGACCUGAUGGCCAAAUCAGAAGGCACCCCGCAAAGUCUACUGGAUGCCGUGGAAGCAGAGAUCAAAACCAUCAAGGAGGGAAUAGCGGCACUAUCCAUUUAGCAAAUGGUGCUGUCACUGACAAUCACUAGCGUGGUCUUUGGGGCUCUUUUUCAUCUAUUGGAUGUCGCACGAAGUAAUUUCGACUAGGGCUUUCUCGCACUUUGCUCUUCUCCCUCUUUCCCGUACAUGUAUCAAACACAGGAAUGCUCCGUUCUUCGGAUGGGUAGCGCGGACUUGCAUCAAGCCUCCUGGUUGUCCCCGCUUCUUCGUGGUUCUGGAGCAAGUGCUGGGCUUCGCGAGGGGACUUGUUCAUGUUCUCAUUUUCGUGGUGAUGCACCGUACUCAUUCUUACCGUAGCCCUGGGGAAUGGCUUGCCCUGCACUAUUGAUCGGUGUCUUUUGUUGGCACCAGGGUCACAUAAUCCGAGGACGAGUCCAACUGGCUUGAUUUGAUUCCGAUACUGCAUGUGCCUGGCCCUACUGGUACCUAUCCCCAGUUCCAUCAUCUCUGUCUUCCAAGAUUGCUCAAGGGAGUGGAUGGGGCAUGCUGUGAUUGUGCAGUUACUAUGAUUCUUAUAGAUACUUAUCCACUGCCCCACGAGUGCACUAGUAUACAGGCAUUCCAUUGGAUAAUGCCACAAUGCUAGUAGAGUCUGAACAGAAAUGAGUCACAGGACAGAAAGGUGCUCCUGCUGGUAACUGUCCCUUUCCAGCUUCACUUUUCCCUGAACAGCAAAGCAGAAGAUGCAAGAUAUAAAAUCUCAGCAUUUGAUGUCCUUUCAUCCAAGUGAGUGUAGUCAGGGGAUGCAUCCCACACAGGUGCCGUCAAAAAUGUAGCAUCCAAGAAUUGAAUAUUCAUUUCUUGGCAAACUUGUUUUAUCACUUCAUUGUAUCCAUUCAUGGCCGUUCCUGUGCGCCAAUCCUUUGGUGGACACAUGACAGUAGAGCCCAUCAAUGCGUUUGUAUGAACACUUCGAAAGAACAAGGAAAGCCCAGGUAUGGCAGUUCUCACUGCUUGGACCAUGUCUUUCAAGUCCUUGUAGUAAUCUCCCAGUAGUGUUGGGUGCUUCCCAUCAUAGCUCGCAGGCCAUUGAGUCACACCAAUAAUCAGGCUGCUGCAGUUUUUCUCUUUCAUAAAGUUGAUUUGUUUUACAUGUGCAACAUCGUGAGGAUACCUUGCCUUGACCCACUCAGUUGUAAUGUUGUAAUUGUGUUUUCUUGUGAAUCCCAUUGCCCCAGCUGCUCCAUAUAGUCGACGGGCGUGACUCCAUCCAGCAAUGCAAAUGGUGGUAAGGCUGGACUGCUGCACCACCUCUGCACUUGGGUGCUUCAUGGAGGAUGACCAUUCAAACUCAUAGUCAAGAAAUCGAUCCAGCUGGACCUGUUCAUGACAAACCUGGGACAAGUUCUUCUUCUCCACAAAUUCAUGAAAGCACAGUUCGGGUUGCACUCGGGUCUGUAAUGCAGUGGCCUUGACCUUGGCUGUCUUCUUCCAAAAACCAGGCACAACCUCACCAUAAGUGUUGCCAUUCUGCACAACUAGAAUGGAGGCAGUCUUGCUGGUGAGUCGACCUUUCAAUGGAUCUUCAGUGCAGACAGGUUGAAAGUUAAAGGUCAAUGGAUUAGGUUCACCUGUAACCUUUAGUGUUGGACUUUUAAGGUUGUCUCUGUCCUCAAGUGCACUGCGAACCCCAUAAGAAAAGUCAUUGCAGUGGACAACCAGGAUCUCCAAAAAAUAUUCCCCAUUGUCAGGGACAUUAUAGGACCCAGUCAUCACGCUACCACUAUUUCCAUUACCACUAGACCAUGUCCAAGCCAACCGAACCAGGGCAGGCCCUGACAAACGACCCACUAGGUAGGGUCGGGGACAACGAGCAUCAGACCGAAGUUCAACAACUACCUUGGAUUGGUCUGGAAGGUGAUACAUGGAGGAUAUAUCAGAUGCCAUUGAACCAUCAGGGUUGUGUGCAAUCUCCACUUUUGCAGUGUUGGAUUCCAAAGCUUCCGCUUUUGAAUUAGGCUGUGGGUCUUUGGAAGUGGCAGUCUUGACUUCCUCUGUGCCAGUUUCUGUGUUCGGCUGUUGGACAUUGGCAGAAGUGUCCUUGCUGUGGUUCUGCUUUGCAUUGUCCUGAUUCUUUGCGUUGUCCCUGUUUUGAUUCUUGGUUUCGUCAUUGUCCUUUUGCUUCACCAGCUCCU